Anastrepha obliqua is the source of this 3655-nucleotide messenger RNA. RefSeq names its product adenylate cyclase type 3 (gene Ac3). Bases 155 to 3640 code for a protein of 1161 amino acids. The transcript has 20 exons. Gene Ontology annotation, cellular component: plasma membrane. The record is from RefSeq and is a predicted model, not a curated record. Gene Ontology annotation, molecular function: adenylate cyclase activity. Gene Ontology annotation, biological process: cAMP biosynthetic process; adenylate cyclase-activating G protein-coupled receptor signaling pathway; intracellular signal transduction. NCBI's taxonomy places the organism in Eukaryota, Metazoa, Arthropoda, Insecta, Diptera, Tephritidae.
UAUACGGUUGUGAGUCAAUUGAAACUUAGUGAGAGCAAUUAAAUUAACGCCAUCGCAACUAAUCGAAGAAUCGAAUUAGAAUAAAAGACGGCAACAAGAAAAAUAAAUAAAAGAAAUAAAAACAAAUUGAAGAAGUAAAUAAAAGAACCUCGCAAUGCCGGAGGCCACCAAAUCAACGGCUAGCAUUGAGAAUGGCGUUCAAAAAAGCUGCAACAACAAGACACAUACAACUGCAACAACAGAGAACGGUUACAAUGCAUUAGCUGGUGAGAUGGUGGGCGAUAUAGGUGGUAGUGGUGAGAGCGGUGAGAGCGCAGUAACGGCAGCGGGCAAUACAGUCGAUUUACCAGAUGCUGUAUUGAAUAAAUUGUUUCACAACUAUUUCCUAAAACAACGUCGUGCGGGACUUAAAUGGUUUUUGUUUACAUCUAUACUCUUCAAUGGUUGGACGCUAAUUAUACCGCAUGAACAAGGCCUGCUGCCUAUUGUGUUUACUUUGUUUGUGCUCUGCUCGAAUGUGAUGUUUAGCUUACUUCUGGAUCUGAAAUUGAGCGCUAUAAAAAACUUAAGCGGUCUGCAUGAAAAACUACUGAAACAAACCUCGUGUUUGCUUUGGUCUCUUUUUAUAGCACAUUUUUUAUCCUAUGUGGAUCUGCAAGAAAAUACCUCGCCAAGAGAUACACUCGGUUGGAUGAUACUUUUUAACUUUCUCAUCUAUGUUACCCUGCCUAUUGAGCUUUUCUAUAGUGGUUGCAUCGUCGGGUUCCUGACUUCUGCCAUAUAUCCACUGGCAAUAUUUUAUUAUACCAGAGAGGAUCCGAAUUUUAUUCAACAAAUAUUAGCAAAUGUGGUGAUGGUUUUUACGGCGGCAAUAAUUGGCCUCAUGUACUACUUCAUGGGUGAGGCUAAACAGAAACGUGCUUUUCUAGAGGCUAAGAAGAGUUUAGAAGUCAAAAUGAUCAUCGAGGAACAGUCUGCCGAGCAGGAACGAUUAUUACUAUCUGUACUACCGAAACAUGUGGCUGUAAAAAUGCGACAGGAUCUGGGUUCAACGAGUUCGGAGCCAUUCAAGAAAAUUUACAUGAGCAGGCAUGAAAACGUGAGCAUCCUUUACGCGGAUAUUGUCGGAUUCACGGCCAUAUCCUCUACUUAUAGCGCUCAGGAUCUUGUGAAAAUGUUAAAUGAACUAUUUGCGCGCUUCGAUAGGCUGGCAGAGAAAUACCAUCAGUUAAGAAUUAAAAUCCUUGGUGAUUGCUAUUAUUGCAUUAGUGGUGCACCUGACGAACGUCCCGACCAUGCAGUGCUGUGUGUUCAUAUGGGCCUCUCAAUGGUGAAAGCUAUUAAAUAUGUGCAGCAAAAGGCUAAUUCGCCUGUUGAUAUGAGAGUGGGCAUACAUACCGGUGCUAUAUUGGCUGGCAUACUUGGUCAACGGCAGUGGCAAUUCGACGUCUACUCCAAAGAUGUUGAGUUGGCUAAUAAAAUGGAAUCAAGCGGAAAAGCCGGGCGUGUGCAUAUUUCGGAUAAAACGUUGGCUUUUCUAAGUGGCGAAUUUGAAGUGGAACCGGCACAUGGCGAGCGCAGAGAGGAGGCUUUACGCAUUGCUGGACUUAAAACUUACUUCAUAACCAAAGUUUUGAAGCCGUUUGCUUCACCCUGUACAAAGAAGAUCAACGAAUGCGGUAAUGUUGGAGAAAAUGUUGUUGGUAAUAUUGAUGAUGAUACGCUUGAUGAAGAAUUGUUGGCUGAGACAAAUAGUGAAGGUGACAAAGCUGUUGAUGCCAACAAAACCGAAGAGCUUAGCAAGCAAACAAACUUCAAAAUACGAUUGCAAGAGGAACUAAUUACGCGAGAUGGACACGAAGAUCUUUCGAAAUUCACUACCUUUUUUCUUAAAUUCAAAAACAAGAGCUUGGAAGAUGCCUACGCCACUUAUCGUGAACCCUACUCUUCAUUUCCAUUACUUGCCGCUCUACUAGUCCAAUGGAUUGAUAUUUUGUAUUCCUACAUUGUGCUUCCAAGAUCACCGCUUCAUUUCAUAAACAUUUCUGCGCCAUUGAUACCCAUUUUUAUGCUCGUCUUCAUUUCAAUAGCCGAAAGUUUUCCCCGUCAUUUACCUGAAUUCUUUGUGAGCCUUAGUAAACGUUUCAAUGACAUAACAUUUGUACGGGAGCUGGCUGCCAUUAUAAUAGCCGUGACGAUAGGACUCAGCAAUGUUGUGGAUAUGUACUUCUUUGUGACUUUCUUGAAAACGGAUCAUGUUGUUUUGGAGAGCGAAAUAGACGCCAUCACUGAGGGUAUUGUGCCAUCCGAGCCGGUCUCGGCCUCAAUGCUAGCGUCGGCUCCUAUACCGGGUGAAAUCUAUAUGUAUCCUUCAUAUAUGAGUAAUUUCGCAGUGUUGAUUUUGAUUGCGACCGCGGUGAUUGCGCAACUGACGCAUGUUACAAAAAUCGUGUUGAUGGUCGUGUUUACAGCGCUUCAUUGCUAUUGUAAUAUAUUCCUCUUGAGCGAUUUAUAUACAUACGAAGAUGAACUAGCAUCUAAUCCCGCAAUACCCAUCUCGGUCUCUCUUUCCACAGUACUAAUUAUGGUUACGCUGGCGUUAUCAUUUUUUGCGCGCCAUAUGGAUCGCGAGGAUCGCGUCAUUUUCAAAUGGAAAACUGAAGUUGCUGAGCAGCGUGAAAUGGCAACAGAUAUGCGACAACGAAAUGAGGCACUGGUCUAUAACAUUUUGCCCGUUCAUGUGGCAGAGCAUUUUAUGAAGAACACAAAACGAUCGCACGAUGAUCUCUACUCACAAAGUUAUGCCGAGGUGGGUGUGUUGUUUGCGAGUAUGCCGAACUUUUCAGAUUUUUAUUCAGAAGAAACCGUUAACAACCAAGGACUUGAGUGUUUGCGCUUUCUAAACGAAGUGAUUUCGGAUUUUGAUGCGUUACUGGAACUUCCACAAUUCCAAGAUAUAAUAAAAAUCAAGACGAUCGGUUCCACUUACAUGGCAGCUAGCGGCAUCAAUUCGAAUCGUAUAAGUCAACCGGAUGAUCCAAUCACAAUGCGUUGGGCUCAUCUGGCAAUUUUGGUGGAAUUCGCCUUGGAGUUGAAGAAAGCCUUGCAGGGCAUCAAUGAACAAUCGUUUAAUCAUUUUGUGCUUAAGAUGGGCAUUAAUCAUGGCCCAAUCACGGCUGGCGUUAUUGGUGCACGAAAGCCCCACUAUGAUAUUUGGGGCAAUACAGUGAAUGUGGCAUCGCGCAUGGAGAGUACGGGCAAAGCUGGUGCUAUACAGGUGACUGAAGAAACUUGUAACAUUCUACAAGAAUUUGGAUACACCUUCCAGCAACGUGGACUUGUUAGUGUAAAGGGAAAAGGUCAGCUUAUGACCUACUAUCUAAUGGGCAAAGCUGAGAAGGGCGCCAUCACCUAUUCGACUGUGCGGCAAACGAGUGACGAGCUGAUCAAACCGAUAAUAGAAAAUCAUUUACAAACGACUGGCGAACAUUGCAAUGGUCACUCCGCAUUGAAUGGCAUUAAUGGUGAGGUGAGACACAAAGACACUGUUGAGCCUGAUAUAAAAACACCACUGCUAGACGUGAGAGCGCAUGAAACUAGCGCAACGGCUGAUAGCGAGCGAGAUGCAUUGAUAAAUUAGAUUUAAUGAAAAUUU